GGCGGCUACCUAUCCUUUCGUGCUCUCAUUCGUCCCCCUUGUCUCCUUCUCCUAUCCCAAACCUAGCCGUCGCAUCGCCCCGUCCCGCUCUCCCGUGGUCGCUCGCCGCCGCCCGCACUGGCGCCGCGACCUUUCCUCUCUUCAUCGCGCCGCCACCUUCCCUUCUCCUCCGGCCUCGCCUCUUCCUCCCUUCUCCUCCGGCGCCUCCUCCCAAGGGAAGUGAAGGGAAGGAUCGAGUGACAAGGUGAGGCCCAAAUCCACAUCGGCAUCAGCGCUUCGUCGUCGACUUCAUCCCCGACCGUCCUCCAGGUAGGCCAUGGAGGUCCGGUCCGGCCCGGCAGCGGCCAUGGAUGGAGACGCCCAAAACCCUAGCCCUCCAAGGACGUGCGCCGGCUGCAGGCCAUCUCCGGCGAGCUCAUCCACGGGUCUCCGACUAUGCUGCUCCGAUCUGGAAGAGGGGGUGGAGCUGCUACUGCUGCAGGUUGCUCUGAUGAGGACAAGCUGCUUCUGCAGGUGGACGGGCCCUCAUGGUCGCCACACUCUCUCAUCGGAAGUUGGCAGGAGAAGCAUCGGCCGCCGAAGCAGACGAGCCGAGCCAUUAGUGGCUGCAUCUUUGACAUCCUUUCCUAGCAUGCUCGCCAGCGUACGUUGUCCACUGGCAGUAGCAAGGUACAUCUCUGUCGUUUCCUCCAUCGAGUCAGUGCAUGCCCGUGGCGAAGCUUAUAUUGCAUCAUGGUGCAGGAUCUGGUUAUAUGGUGCAGGAUCAUGGUGCAGGACCCAGGCCACUCAAACUCAAAGCAUACUAACAACCAGGCCUGGAGAUAUAGUUUGCACAAUGUUCUGUUCUGCCAUAUGCCAUUUUGAUAUGGCUAAAAUGUUAGCUUUUGAUAUGUGUCAGAAUUAUGUUGCCCCACCAGCCUGAAAAUGUGAUAAAUAAAAGCCUACAGUGCUCAUUUAUUUGUAUUUA
This is a messenger RNA of Triticum aestivum (bread wheat), 967 nucleotides long. RefSeq lists its product as uncharacterized. The transcript is spliced from 3 exons. The record is from RefSeq and is a predicted model, not a curated record. Lineage: Eukaryota; Viridiplantae; Streptophyta; Magnoliopsida; Poales; Poaceae. Bases 317 to 922 code for a protein of 201 amino acids.